This is a messenger RNA of Sipha flava (yellow sugarcane aphid), 5853 nucleotides long. It is a transcript of the gene spg, whose product is annotated as dedicator of cytokinesis protein 3. The transcript is spliced from 29 exons. Gene Ontology annotation, molecular function: small GTPase binding; guanyl-nucleotide exchange factor activity. Bases 190 to 5745 code for a protein of 1851 amino acids. NCBI's taxonomy places the organism in Eukaryota, Metazoa, Arthropoda, Insecta, Hemiptera, Aphididae. Gene Ontology annotation, cellular component: plasma membrane; cytoplasm. The record is from RefSeq and is a predicted model, not a curated record. Gene Ontology annotation, biological process: small GTPase-mediated signal transduction.
UAGCGGCUCCACCCCCGUGUUUGAUAACAAUUAAAAGUGAAAUGUAAACAAUACCGAAUAAGUAUAUUUCGGAAAGAAUAAUCAAAUUUAAUUUUUGUUUUUUCUGUUCAAUUCGAAAGUCUGAAAAAUAAAAAGAGGAAGAAAAAUCAUGAGUUGAAAAACUACAACAGGGAUCUUCAAUAACAUAAUAUGUGGACUCCUACGAAAACAAAAAAAUAUGGAGUUGUUAUAUACAACUGGAAUGGAGAUAAUCCAUACGGUCUACAUCUUGAAAUUGGAGAUACUGUUCAAAUUCUUGAACAAUGUUGUGGUUGGUAUAGAGGAUUUGUUACAAAAAAUCGAUCUGUAAAGGGUAUAUUUCCAUCUACAUAUAUUCAUUUGAAACCCUGCCGCAUUGAAAAUGAAGGAAGUUUUGAAACCGCUAUACCAUUGGAAGAUUCAGUUGUUAGAGAAGUAUCUUUGGUUCUACGAGAUUGGAAUUGUAUCUGGAAGUCAUUAUAUGUGGACCGAGAAACUUAUAAGUUUAUUACACUACGUAAAGUAAUGCGAGAGUUAUUGGAAUGGAGAAAACAACUCUUAACUGGAACAUUAACUCAAGACCAAACAAGGGAACUAAAAUUAAAGAUAACAGCCAAAAUUGAUUGGGGAAACAGAAAACUUGGACUUGACUUAGUUCCAAGAUGUGGUGCUGAAAUGGUUGAUCCUGCAUCUAUAAGUGCUGUAGAACUUUAUAAAGUCCAUGUUCAAAGUUCGGAAAGCAUUCAAGGAGUAUCGGCACGAGGUACUUUAAGAAAACCUAAGGAUACAUCUAAAAUUCAAACACGCCAUUUGUUUUUAUGUAUGCGAGAUUUUGGUUACCAUACCGGAGAAGAAACAGAAGUCUACUUUUCACUCUACGAUUCAAAAAAUUUUAAAUUUAUAAGUGAACGAUUUUUAGUUAAAAUAUCGAAAGAAGGAUUUUCUAAUUACAUAGAAAAAUUACAUAAUAAUUGUACAAUUUUUACAGAACUUGGCGUGCAAGAUUUAUCUCGUGAUCUUUAUAUUGUAGCUCACGUAAUGCGAAUAGGAAAAAUGGUAUAUUCAGAGUCGUCUAAAAAAGUAUCAACAUCGUCAACACAAACUCUUGUAUCUCAUUUUAAACGCCCUCUGGGUGUAGCUGUUCUAAACUUAAGUGAAAUGUUAAUUUCUAAUUGUAAUGAUGAAAAAGAAUUCACAUUUCGGGUUUUCCAGACGGACGAAAAAGACUUUUGCCAAUUACAUGAUACGUUAAUACGUAAACAAAACAAUAAGUAUAGUCCAUUGUCUAGUCAUCCGAAUUAUGGUAUUGUUAUAUCUCUUCGGAUACUCGAUGGCGAUCUUCGACAAAUACGAGAAGAAAAUCCUUUGGCCUUUAAAAAUGUGUCGACCACCAAAAAAAUGGGAUUUCCUGAUGUAAUCAUGCCAGGCCAUGUAAGAAAUGACCUUUAUUUAACAUUAGAAAGAGGAGAAUUUGAAAAAGGUGGUAAAUCGACUGGAAAAAAUAUCGAAGUUACUGUCAUGGUUUUGGACUACGAAGGCAAUAUUGUGCCUAAUUGCAUAUGGGGUGCAUCAGGAACCGAUUCAUCCAGUGAAUAUCAUUCAAUGAUUAUUUAUCACCACAACGCUCCAUGUUGGAUGGAGACUAUUCGUUUGGCUGUACCAAUAGAAAAAUACAAUACCGCACAUAUACGUUUUGAAUAUAGACAUUGUUCUACUCGCGACAAAGCGGACAAUAAGAAACUUUUUGGUGUAUCAUUUGCACGAUUGAUGGAACCCGAAGAAGCUACUUUACAAGAUGGCAUUCAUGAGUUAUUUAUAUAUCGUUGCGAUGAACGUACAAAGCCACAUCCAGUUGAUUAUUUAGGCCUAGCUGCUAGUGUACAUGAGUCAUCCACUUGGACUAUUUCACCAGAACCUGGUUCUGUAUUUACUUGCAGUCAUAAAGAAAUAAUGACAGUCCGUACUAUGUUAUGUUCUACUAAAUUAACACAAAAUGUGGAUUUAUUGUCAUUAUUACAAUGGAAAGAACAUCCUCAUAGAAUACAAGAAGCUCUUACUAAAGCUUUACGCUUGGACGGAGAAGAACUAGUCAAGUUUUUACAAGAUAUAUUAGAUGCACUUUUCUCAAUGUUCUCUACAGAUGAUGGUAACUCUACCAUUCAUUCUGGGCUAGUAUUCCAUGUUCUAGUCAGCAUUUUUAGUCUACUUUAUGACAGCAAAUUUGAGCAUUUUAAACCAGUUAUGAAUGCUUACAUCAAAGAACACUUUGCAGCAGCUCUAGUGUACAAAGGGUUAUUGAGCAGUGUUCAACAUUGUGCAGAAUUAGUUAUGUCUACUGAUCGUCAAGAACCAAUACAAAAGUGUUUUCGCUCACUAGAAUACAUUUUCAAAUUUGUUAUACAAUCUCGUCUAUUAUUUUCUCGUGCAACUGGUGGUCAAUUUGAAGAUAGUUUCCGUUAUGAUGUACAUCGCGUAUUUGCUUCAUUAGAUAAAAUGUUGUGUUCAUCUUUUGAAAUGAUUUUACCUACUCAGAUUGCCUUAUUGCAAAGUGCGAGUGCUGUAUUUGACCAAUUAGUUCAAGUAUUACCAAUUAUAGAAGUAGCUAAGCUUAGUGUAUCUAUGUUAGAUUGCUUGCCUUCUCGUGAUUUACCUACACCAUUGACUCAAGCUAAGUUAGGUGCUAUUAAAGAUUUGGUUGCUGGCAAAGUGUUCAAAGAUGAUGAAGCAAGAAAUUUAUUAUUGAUAACUAUAUGUAAGCAUCUGAGACAUCAUAUAAGUGCUAGAGAAGAAAUACAAUUAUGUACAGAUAUUCUUGGAGAAAUUUUAACAUUUUUAUUUCAUUUAAAUCGAUUACAAGACAAUGGCAAAGUUAAUAUUUGUUGUCGUCGCAAUUUAGAAAUAUUAAGUCUUAAUAUACUAGACAUGUUAAUUGAAACAUGUCUAAUUGUCAUUGAUAGAAUGGUUUCUGUUUUGGCAAAUAUGGUUGCAUGUUUAGUUUCUUUAUUACAACUACUUGAUGAUUACCACUACAAACGACUUUGGGAAGAAUUAGGAGAUCGUAAACCAUUAAAAGAUUUCCUAUUAAGAUCAUUUUUAUUAUUUAGACAUUUAAUUAAGCAUGAUGUAUUUCCAACCGACUGGAUGGUUAUAAAAAUGACUACUAACAAUGUAAUUUUAGCUGCUCUACAACAGUUAACCAAACCAUUGGUAUUUUGCUUUUUAGAAACGUGGCCACAUUUUGAUUACCAAGUGUGGUCAACUUAUUUUAAAUUAGCAGUAGCAUUUCUUACCCAACCAGCACUUCAGUUAGAAACAUUUACUAGUGUAAAACGUACAAAAAUAAUUGAAAAGUAUGGCGAUAUGAGAGUACUUAUGGGUUAUCAAAUUCUAUCCGUAUGGUCUAAACUUGGUGAUCAUAAAAUAAAUUUUAUACCAUCUAUGGUUGGACCAUUUUUGAAAGUAACUUUAGUACCAGAAGCUGAAUUACGCAAGGCAACACUUCAUAUUUUUUUUGACAUGAUGGAAUGUGAACAAAGAGCUCGAGGCAAUUUUAAAGAAGUUGAAUCAGAACUAAUUGAUAAAUUGGAUUAUUUAAUUAGUGAAAACAAAGGAGAUGAUGAAUAUAGACAACUAUUCAAUACUAUGGAAAAUUUAAGUAUAGUUCUAUUAGAAAGAGUUCAUCAAGAAGAACAGGAUGGUAGUUGGCAAGAAACCGGUUCAGUUUUUAUUAAUUCUGUCACGCGUUUAUUAGAACGACUUUUAGAUUAUAGGAGUGUUAUGCGCGGUGAUGAUAAUCGUGACAAGCGUAUGUCUUGUACAGUGAACUUGUUGAACUUUUACAAAAAUGAAUUUGAUAGGAAAGAAAUGUACCUAAGAUACAUUUAUAAACUUCAUGAUUUACAUAUUUCUGCUGAUAAUUUUACUGAAGCUGGUUUUACAUUGAAACUUUAUGCAGAUCAAUUAACUUGGAGCGAUUCACCAGUAUUACAAGGUGAUCCAUCAAUUUCUUUUUGUCAGUGGCAAAGAAAAGAACAGUUAUACCAUGAAAUGAUUCAAUAUUUUGAUAAAGGAAAAUGUUGGGAAAAAGGUUUACCAUUACUUAAAGAGUUAUCAAAUUUCUAUGAAAAACAAUUGUUUGAUUAUACUAGACUAAGUGCAGUAUUAAAAACUCAAGCAAAAUUCUGUGACAAUAUUUUAACUCAAUUACGACCCGAACCAGAAUAUUUUAGAGUUGGAUUUUAUGGUCAAGGAUUUCCACUAUUUGUCCGAAAUAAAGUUUUUGUUUAUCGAGGUUUAGAAUAUGAACGUAUGGAAGCUUUUACCCAAAGAUUGCAAACUGAAUUUCCAACUGCCCAACUUUUAACAAAAAAUAGUCCUCCAUCUCAAACAAUUUUACAGUCAGAUACUCAAUUUAUCCAAAUUUGCAACGUAAAACCAUUUCCAGACAUUGGUCCACCUUCUUCUGACAAGCCUUUAGCUAUGGUUCCUGAAAAAGUUGGACGUUUUUAUGAAGUAAAUGAUGUAUGUACUUUCCAAUUAGAUCGACCAAUGCACAAAGGUUUGGUAGAUCGUGACAAUGAAUUUAAGAGUCUCUGGCUGGAACGUACUAUUUUAAUUACUAGUGAACGUCUUCCCGGUAUACUUCGAUGGUUUGAGGUUAUUAAUACAACUGCAGAAGAAGUACCACCAGUUAAAUUUGCAUGUGAAACCAUAGAUUCAGUUAACAAAAACUUAAAGCUUUUAAUUAAUCAGUACACAAAUGAGCCUAAAAGAAAUAUUAAUCCAUUAAGUAUGAGACUUCAGGGAACAAUUGAUGCAAAUGUUAUGGGUGGUAUAUCUAAAUAUCAGUCAGCAUUUUUUUCGCAAGAUUUUGUUCAAAAUAAUCCACAAUAUUACUCACAUGUUUUACAUUUAAGCUCAUCAAUAAAUCACCAAAUUGAAAUAGUGGAAAAUGGACUUUUGAUUCAUGGUCAACUAGCUCCACCUGAAGUUCAACCUCUUCAUCAUCGUUUAGUUGAGCGCAUGGUUCAACUUAAACAAAACUUACGAGCCCCUCCUCCACCAGAAAGCAUUAUAAAUUCCCCCUUACCACCAAUACCAUCUGUUCCAAUUGAACAUAAUUUCCAUUUUCGUUCUUCUGAAGAGUAUACAAAUACAGUACCUUAUUUUGACGAACGGCGUGGUGAAUACGAAGAUAUUUAUAGCAAGACAUUUGAUUUGUCAGAUGCUUGUGUACCAGUUGUUCCACACAGAGAAAAUCGACUUAAAUCUGAAGGAUCUUUACCAAAUAAUAAGAUCAAAGUUGAUUCAAAGUCAAAUAUUUCAUGGAAACAACCAGGAAGUCCUAACUUACAAAGGCACUCUUUAGAUAGUAGUGUAAAAAAUGCAUGGACCCUUGAUGAUAGUUCUCCACCACCACUACCACCAAGAGCCCCGGAAAGAAGAACCAGUGAUGCACCUCCAUUACCACGAAGAUUGCCAAUGAAGCGUGAAUCUGAAUUAACUAAUAUAAAUUCACCAGUGCUACGCGACUCAGGUUAUUCAGAAUCCUUACAUUCAGCAUCUUAUGAAGAAUUUGUGUUACCUUCAACUGAUAAGGAUAAAACACCACCACCAUUACCACCCAAGAAUACUCAACCUCAGCUUAAUUCUGAUCCCAAUGAGCUCCCAAUUUUGGAAAACUAUUCUGUGCCAGGAACAAUGCGUCGCAUGGAUUCCAGUCCUUAGUCAAAUACAAGACUUAUAUUAGAAGCAGUGCCAUUUUAUUCAUUAAUUUAACAAUUAGAUAUGAGUUAUGGUAUUCUAAAAUUAUUUUUAUACUAUAGUAAUGAUGAG